GCGUGUAUCGGGAUCUUCAACGAAACUCUCAACUACACGCAAGCUGUCAAUGCUUGCAAAGAGAAACAAAGCUUCCUGAUAUCGCUCAAAAACAGAGACAAGCUCGAAAUUCUUAGAAAUGAAGUGUCUACCACCUACGCAGCUACCUGGAUCGGCUUGGAUGACACGGAUACAGAAGGAAACUUUAUCUGGAUAGAAGACUUGACCCAACUGAAUGACACGUUGAAAGUUCAGAUUUUUAACGCUGGCGAGCCGAACAACGGCCGUGAUAAAGAGCACUGUGUUCAAUAUGUCUCUAAACAUAAAUUGCUCAACGAUGACGACUGCAAGGAAUUACAACCCUACGUGUGUGAACAAACUGCUGUUUAG
This is a messenger RNA of Lymnaea stagnalis (great pond snail), 369 nucleotides long. The record is from the annotation of a GenBank genome assembly. NCBI's taxonomy places the organism in Eukaryota, Metazoa, Mollusca, Gastropoda, Lymnaeidae.